Molecule: messenger RNA, 753 nt
Organism: Acaulospora morrowiae
Lineage: Eukaryota; Fungi; Glomeromycota; Glomeromycetes; Diversisporales; Acaulosporaceae
Source: the annotation of a GenBank genome assembly
AUGUCUUCUGAUACGACUUCGAAUGCUACACGAUCGUCCAUAGUAAACUCUCGUAAUCCCGCUGGUUCUUGGAGAAACAACAUUACCAGAAGUUCAGGUCUCAGUAACUCGGCAUCAUAUUUUUCGAACCUAGGAAACUCGUUGGAUGUAGACAGAGAGACAAAUUCAGGGGACAACAUAAAAGCAGCAAAACCAUAUCCGUUAGCAAACGAGUGGACUUUUUAUCAUGAUAAAUAUGUCCCAAACGCCACUCCUGAGGAAUAUGAAGAAAAUCUAAAAAGCGUUGCAACAGUAACCACCGUACAGAAUUUCUGGGAAGUUUAUAACAAUAUCAUAGGUCCGGAACAGUUACAAUUAAGGAGUUCUCUCCAUUUCAUGAAAAAUGGUAUCCGUCCUGUGUGGGAGGAUCCACGUAAUGAAAACGGGGGCGCUUGGUCUUUCAAAGUCAAUAAGACAAACACCGCUAUGGUAUGGAGAGAAUUACUUAUGCUCCUAAUUGGAGAACAAUUUGAGGAGUACGUUUCUAAAGAUGAUGAUGUCUUUGGUCUCUCAGUAUCUUCAAGAUACAACGCUGAUAUCUUCACCAUCUGGAACAAGAAUUCUAAUGAACAUGAAAAAGCUAAAGUCGUGGAAAAAUUGAAGGAAAUUCUGGAUCCUAUUGAAUUGCAGAGUCCCUAUUACAAAGCUCACAAAGAGCAUGCGGCAUUCAAAAAGACCGAUAACACAUCAUCGAGUAUCAAUGGCAGAGAGUAG